This is a messenger RNA of Lodderomyces theae, 906 nucleotides long. RefSeq names its product phosphatidylinositol/phosphatidylcholine transfer protein (gene SEC14). The transcript has a single exon. NCBI's taxonomy places the organism in Eukaryota, Fungi, Ascomycota, Pichiomycetes, Serinales, Debaryomycetaceae. The record is from RefSeq and is a predicted model, not a curated record. Bases 1 to 906 code for a protein of 301 amino acids.
AUGCCUUCCGUAUCCGAAGAAGAAAUUUUAGCAUCAUAUCCACAAAUCAGCCAGCCUACCCAAUUGACUGGUUUCACCUCCAAUUUGACUGAGGAACAGAAAAACCUCACCAUUGAGUUGCGUAAAGAGUUGGUGGCUUUGGGUUACAAGGACAGAUUGGAUGAUGCAAACCUCUUGAGAUUCUUGAGAGCUAGAAAGUUCAACUUGAACUUGGCCAAGCAAAUGUUUGUUGAUUGUGAAAACUGGAGAGAAAAGUUUGGUACAAACACCAUCUUGAAAGAUUUCCACUAUGAUGAGAAGCCAAUUGUUGCAAAAAUGUACCCAACCUACUACCACAAGACUGAUAAAGAUGGACGUCCAGUAUAUUAUGAGGAAUUGGGUAAAGUUGACUUGAACAAGAUGUUGAAGAUCACAACUCAAGAGAGAAUGCUCAAGAACUUGGUGUGGGAAUACGAGAACAUGGUUCUUUACCGUUUGCCUGCAUGUUCAAGACAAGCUGGCUACUUGGUUGAAACAUCGUGUACUGUUUUGGACUUGUAUGGAAUCUCCAUCUCUUCCGCGUACAAUGUCAUCGGGUACGUGAGAGAAGCCUCCAAAAUUGGUCAAGAUUAUUACCCAGAGAGGAUGGGUAAAUUCUACUUGAUCAAUGCUCCAUUUGGAUUCGCAACCGCUUUUAAACUAUUCAAACCGUUUUUGGACCCAGUUACCGUUUCAAAAAUCCACAUUUUGGGUUACUCAUAUCAAAAGGAAUUGUUGAAGCAAAUCCCACCUCAGAAUUUACCUAAAAAGUUUGGGGGUGCUGAUGAUAUCAGCGAUGACGAUUUACUUUUGAAAGAUAUUGGCCCUUGGAGAGAUCCAGAGUUUAUUGGUCCUGAAGGUGAAGCUCCCAGAGCCUACAAUGUAUAA